CCGAAAUAAGCCCCCAUCGCGAAUCACUCUCCCUCAGAGUCGGUACGAAAUAGAUUCGGGUUGCCGCGUGGUCCAGUGGGAGCCUUUGCCGUUGGGUCUUUUGGUCAUAGCCUCUGUCUCGCCUGCAGUGGGUGCCUCACGUAACUUAGGGUUCAGAGACAGGUCCAGACUCUGAACUCUGUCCCGCUAAAGUCAUCGGCCGUCCACGGUGAACCCAAUUAUACCGGCGCCUUGUCUUAAACCUUGAGCCUGCGCAGUCUUCCACUUGCAUGAUCUUUUGCACUGGCUGAUUGUCCACUCAACACCUGUCCGACCUUUUGAAUUCGCUCAAGGCACAUUGACGCAAACAGCAGCCACCAUGUCGUCUGGGAAGAUGACUUUGUACAAGCUGGUGGUGCUGGGAGAUGGUGGCGUGGGGAAGACGGCCCUCACAAUUCAAUUAUGUCUAAACCACUUUGUCGAAACAUACGAUCCUACCAUCGAAGACUCAUACAGGAAGCAGGUCAUGAUUGAUCACCAGGCAUGCAUGCUGGAAGUGCUCGACACCGCUGGCCAAGAGGAGUAUACCGCACUUCGAGAUCAGUGGAUCCGAGACGGUGAAGGCUUUAUCCUGGUCUACAGCAUCACCUCACGCAAUUCCUUUAACAGGAUACAAAGGUUUUAUCAGCAAGUCCAGAGGGUCAAAGAAUCGAGUCAUCCAGGUUCCCCAACCGGUGCAAGUUACCUGCCCGCACAAAUGAACGGCAGCCCUUCUUAUAACGGCCCUGUACCCGUCAUGCUUGUCGGGAAUAAAAACGAUCAACACCAUGAACGGGAGGUUUCGGCACAAGAAGGCCAGGCCUUGGCCAAGGAACUGGGUUGCGACUUUGUCGAAGCCUCGGCUAAGAAUUGCAUCAAUGUGGAAAAGGCGUUUUUCGACGUUGUUCGCCAACUCCGCCGGCAACGACAAAUGCCUCCCAAACAGAAUCUUCCCAUCAAAGGGCCGGGCUAUGGCCCUUCUCCUGGCGUCCGUGCUAAUUAUGAUCCUGACUAUCAACGACCUUAUCGCCCCGACACGACCAAGAAACGAGGAACUAAAUGCGUCAUCUUAUGAAUCUGAUCUGACAUGUCGACAUCGGUCGCAUGACGAAUUUAUGAAUAUCGGUUGCCCGAAUUUAGCGAGUUUUCACCUUACAAAACAUGAUUUGCCAUGUGAUUAAAUCCACGACUACUUUCUGCUCCCGAAACAGUCCAAAAACACACCCAUCUUCACCUUUCUCUGGCCAACCUUGGUCGCCACUCGCUCAUCCACUGUGCACAAGAAAGGCAGACCCUACGUGCCGCUCGAAGGUGUUGUCGGAGUCAGCUUCUUGGACAGGAUUGCCAAGCACCAGCAGGCCCACAACAGCAGUGACUACACACCGCUUCCUGUGAACUGGAGUGGAGUUCAACCUCGCCAACGUGCACAUAUCCGAAUGGACAUGGCACCUACCCACCUCCGGAGCUGGCUACGAUCCACUUCAGACCUCCUGUGCUGAUGGUGAUUGUUUGACUCUCCGCCAUCCAGGGAGUCGAGUACAAGUAGAGGAGGACUUGAUAAAGCUCACCAGCAAGCGCAGGGAUGCGCUGAGGCCACUAAAGGUAGAUCGGGUCUAUGGCGAUGGAAGACUUGGUCAUGGGCGUCCAAAGCCUAGCCAUAAGGUCAUCGCGCGGGAGAGCACCUUCUCCAACAUCGCCCGUCGCAGAGUCCUAGCCACACCAUCUGCGAUAACAGAAUAUGGAUUGACCGUUACGCUCUGAUCCUCGAGGACUCGCCUUCAAGUGGAACCCAAGCCAAAACAUCCCACAAGAGUGAAUUUUGAUUAGCGUUGAAGCAUAUCUUCACCAAAGACCCAUUGUACUGGCAACCCAACGUUUUUUGGUAUGGGACCAGAAUAGAGAUGAUCAAGAGAUAUUUUUACAAUCAAAAGUCACUAAAUCUGACCAACGAGCCAAAGAAUUUCCUUUCCCACCGCGCUGGCCAUCCUUGAUGUCAAUAUGUCGAAAAACGACUCUAACCCCAUUUGAGUUAAUAAGAAGAUACAUGGCAAGUCCCUGCAUAUUAUCAUUAUCA
Exophiala mesophila is the source of this 2092-nucleotide messenger RNA. RefSeq lists its product as uncharacterized. The coding region runs from base 359 to 1093 and encodes 244 amino acids. Gene Ontology annotation, cellular component: plasma membrane. The transcript has 2 exons. Gene Ontology annotation, biological process: signal transduction. The record is from RefSeq and is a predicted model, not a curated record. Gene Ontology annotation, molecular function: GTPase activity; GDP binding; GTP binding. NCBI's taxonomy places the organism in Eukaryota, Fungi, Ascomycota, Eurotiomycetes, Chaetothyriales, Herpotrichiellaceae.